AUGUCGAAAGUUGUCAGUAACAAGGAGAAGAAAUCCUUCAGCAAAAAGCUGUUCCGGAGGAGCUCGGUCCGCUCCGUGGGGAGCUUUAUGAACAGAGUUCUCCGGACUCUGUCGACUCUGUCUCAUUUCGGCACAGACGAGCAGGCCGCCGAGGACGAGAAGGACGACGCAACUUUGAUCCCGGCCACCACCGGAGGCUCGGUCCCGUCCGACGACAGCGACUGCGGGGGGUUUCCCUUCGGGGACAAGGUGCCGGGUGUCGCCGGACUCAAGAACCACGGCAACACCUGCUUCAUGAACGCUAUCUUACAGUGCCUGAGCAACACGGAGCUGUUCGCUGAGUACCUGGCUCUGGAGCAGUUCAAAGGUGCAGAGACGACCAGCAACAGCGAGAAGGCCAAGUCCAACGGGGUGCUGGUGCAGAAGAAAGGGAGCCAGCAGCAUGAGGCUGGGGAGGUGACAGAGCAGCUGUCCGGGCUGGUUCGGGCGCUGUGGACCUUUGAGUACACACCUCAGCACAGCAGAGAUUUUAAGAAUGUGGUGUCCAAGAGCGCCCUUCAGUUCAGGGGUAACUCUCAGCACGAUGCCCAGGAAUUCCUCCUUUGGUUGCUGGAUAGAGUUCAUGAAGACCUCAAUAAUAUCAUCCACCCUGACAGCAGACCCCCCCGGAAGCCUCCAGUAGAAGAAGAAAAUGCCCCUGAAGGAUCUCCACUACCAGCACCAGGCUCUUUUGUACAGGAGCUGUUUCAGGCACAAUACAGGUCCUCCCUGACUUGCCCUCACUGCCAGAAACAGAGCAACACCUUUGAUCCUUUCCUCUGCAUCUCACUGCCAAUCCCGGUACCUCACACACGGCCACUGUAUGUGACAGUGGUGUACCAAGGAAAGUGCUCCCAUUGUAUGAGAGUCGGGGUGGCGGUGCCUCUCUCUGGUACCGUGUCCAGGCUGAGACAAGCUGUGGCCCAAGAGACCAAAAUCCCCGCUCAACAGAUCGUCCUUACUGAAAUGUACUACGAUGGCUUUCAUCGCUCCUUCUGUGACGACGACGACGACCUUGAGAUCAUUCAGGAGAGCGACUCCAUCUUUGCCUUCGAGACACCUGAGCUGUUCAGACCGGAGCAGAUCCGCUCCAAGCGAGGCGGGAGCCCACAUGCAAAUCUCAACCAGAACAACCUGAAGUAUGGCACAGACAAUAACAGGAUAUCCCCACAAAUACAAGAGCCCACAACACCACCUCAGAGUCCUAAUAAGAACAGUGGGCAGGCUGAGAAGAUUGUCCUGUUGGUGUGUAACAGAGCCUGCGCUGGACAGCAAGGACGCAGGUUUGGAAAUCCAUUUAUUCUGUAUUUGGAACGUACAGUGACAUGGGAUAUACUUCAGAAAGAGAUCCUGGAGAAGAUGCGACAUAUUUUGCGCCCUGGAGUCUUUGUGCAGGUAGGACCCUUCACUUUGCGUGUGGUAGGAGUGGUUGGAAUCACAUAUCUCUUGCCUCAGGAGGAACAGCCACUCUGCCAUCCCUCUGUGGAGAGGGCAUACAAGUCUUGCGGGCCCGGAGGGCCACCUCAUGUCAAAGUUGUUGUUGAAUGGGACAAGGAGACAAAAGACUAUCUGUUCAAAAGAACGGAGGAUGAAUACAUCCCAGAUGCUGAAAGUGUGCGUCAAGUAAAGGAGCAGCACCUGCAGCCUCAGACAUGCUCACUUGCUCAGUGCUUUCAACUCUACACCAAAGAGGAACAGCUCGCUCCUGAUGAUGCAUGGCGAUGUCCACACUGUAAGCAGCUUCAGCAGGGCAGCAUCAAGCUCAGCCUGUGGACCCUGCCAGACAUCCUCAUACUUCACCUUAAACGCUUUAGACAGGAUGGGGAUCGUCGGAUGAAGAUGCAGAACAUGGUGAAGUUCCCUCUCACAGGUAUGGACAUGGCGCCCCAUAUGGUAAAGAGGAGCCAGAGCAGCUGGAGUCUUCCCUCUCACUGGUCACCAUGGAGACGGCCUUACGGGAUGGGCCGUGAUCCGGAGGACUACCUUUAUGACCUGUAUGCGGUGUGUAACCAUCAUGGGACCAUGCAGGGAGGACAUUACACUGCACACUGUAAGAACUCCAUUGACGGACAGUGGUAUUGCUUUGAUGAUAGCGACGUUCAUCCCAUAUCUGAAGAUGAGGUCUGCAAGCAGACAGCUUACAUCUUGUUUUAUCAAAGGCGUGCCACAAUUCCAUCUUGGUCUGCCAACAGCUCUGUGGGAGGAUCCACCAGCUCUUCCUUGUGUGAGCACUGGAUUAGUCGGCUGAUGGGUAGCCGUCCACCUAGCCAAGCCUCAUCCGGUUCCUCCAGACGCACAUCAUUGGCCUCCCUGUCUGAGUCCGCUGAGUUUACUGGUGAACGGAGCGAGGAUGAUGGCUUAUCGAGCCGCCCAGCAGUGAGAGGCAUGCAAAGACAAACUUUCUCCUCGAGAUCUUCCAUUGCUAGUCCGUUGGUACUCAGUGAAAAUGGCACUAAACCAUCCUGGCCUCACUCUGCCAAGCUCCAACUCCGUUCCAACUCUCCCUCACGCUUCUCCCUGGAAUCCCACUCCUCCUCCCCGACUCUGGAGAGGAUAGGAGAGGUGGUUGAUAACAAGCUGUCAACCUCCUGCUUCACUGGGUCACCUAAGCCAGAGAAACUGUCAGGGGGAAAGUCGGGUCUUGCAGCUUUGGAUAGUAAUCCUGGCAGUAAGAGGCUAAUAGAGCAGGUUCACUCCAAGGCUGUGGCACAGGCAGAGCAGAGGAGCUCCAUCCAGGUCGGGGAUAACAACAAUGUAGUCACUGCUGCUGAACAGAUUAGUCCUCGACAUGGGGCAGCUGCGAAAGAGCCGAAACAAAGAAAUGGGGCUGUAGAUAGUGCCGGUGUCAAAAGGACCUCAGCAAAGACAGGGUUAGAGGGUGAAAGAAGCCCCAAGAAACGGCCUGCCACCUCCUCAACGUCAUCCAGCUCUCUCUCUCCUGCAUCCCCAGCCAUUGACAAGUCACCGUCUCGAACACAGACCAAGAGCACAGCAUCAGCAUCAAACCCCAAGGACAAAAGCGAUGGACCUCCUAAAACUAGCAAGGCUGGUUCCUCAAGAACAGCAACCCCCUCGAAGAAAGGGUCAUCUCAAACCCCGGAGGUAUUACGUCCUGAGUCUGCCCAACAGAAGAAGGGCGGUUCUCCAGGAUUACAAAGCUCACAUCCACAGAGAAGGACAUCACCUAGAGGUGGAGGCGAGAAAAGCUCAGCCUCUGGAAGGACUAGAGCAGCCGACAGGAGCGCUAGCCGUGACUCCUCACGGACCAAUGCAGUUUCAGAGAGAAAGGUUAGCCAUGGAGGACCUCCUGCCAGGUCAAAUGUAGGUAGCAAAGUGGAGAGCAGGUCGGGCCGGGCUGCUGAAAACAGGGCAGCGGGCCAGAACUCGAGCAGUAGCUCCUCCAUGACUAGUCUCCGAUCCUCGAGUGUUGGUGUUUCCUCUGCAAGUGCAGCCCCACCAUCGAGGGGACCUCGUAGGAACAGUAAGACAGAGGACAAAGGUUUGUCCUUCUUCAAAACUGCUCUGAGGCCCAAAGAGACCCGUAAAUCAGCUGAUGGUGGGAAGUCAGGGAUGGGAGAAGCUAAAGGAAGUCCAGAGGAUAGUGGUGUGGAUGCAGCUAAAGAAGGCAUCCCACAUGGAGUGAGCAGGAAAGCCCAGAAUGUGGCUUCGGAGGCCCAGACUAAUGUGACCACAGCCAAAGAAAAGGAAUCCUCAAAGGCACCCGCUACAGCUAAGCAUUCACUGCUGCCCUCCACAAAGUCCAAGCUUUCUGGUGCAGAAACGACCACCCAGUCCUCUGCCAGUGCAAAAGACCCUUCGAAGAAAGAGCCUGCUAAAAAGACAAUGCAGUCCAGGAAAAUCCCCAUCAACUCUACACAAACUAGCCAGAGGUCCAAGUGAUGUUAUUCUGAGGACCUGGUAACAAUCUCUCAAGUGCAGCUCUAAGGUGUUUUAACCACCAACUAGACUGAGUGUCUGACCAACAUCUUUAAAGCACCUGUAGCUUUUCAGUGGUUACUGAAUACCAGCUGCCAUACUGGACGUUUGCUGUCCACAUUGUUAAAUAA
Toxotes jaculatrix (banded archerfish) is the source of this 4106-nucleotide messenger RNA. RefSeq names its product ubiquitin carboxyl-terminal hydrolase 31-like. Gene Ontology annotation, molecular function: cysteine-type deubiquitinase activity. Gene Ontology annotation, biological process: protein deubiquitination. The transcript has 16 exons. The record is from RefSeq and is a predicted model, not a curated record. Bases 1 to 3939 code for a protein of 1312 amino acids. NCBI's taxonomy places the organism in Eukaryota, Metazoa, Chordata, Actinopteri, Toxotidae.